This is a messenger RNA of Metarhizium brunneum ARSEF 3297, 1449 nucleotides long. The record is from RefSeq and is a predicted model, not a curated record. Lineage: Eukaryota; Fungi; Ascomycota; Sordariomycetes; Hypocreales; Clavicipitaceae.
AUGGCCAAAGACGAGUACGAGCCUCCCCCUUGCCAAACGCCCAGUGCUGCGGUGUAUCUUUACAUUUCUAAUGGUUGCGAUGUAUCUAACCGUUUCUUCUUCUCCCGGCAGCUCCCCAUUUGUACAGACGAGUUUGUAAAAUCUGGACAUUGCAAUACCACUGAUAUCGGCGAGUUCGUUGUUUCUCACAAUGCCACCGAGAAGUCAAACGCCCUCAUCUUGACAAAGGCUGUCCACCUCAAAGACGCGGGUCCGGUUCACUAUUCCCUGAAGAAGACCGGAUAUUACUGUGUUGUCACACAGGGCUACACCAUCGACAAGUACAACGCCGUUGUUGAAUUCCGAAAUGCUUACGGUGAAUUACAAGCCACCCAGAUUCCCAAACUCCCCUUCUACGGCGCAAUGUCCAUCAUUUACGCGCUCAUGGCGGGAUACUGGGGCUUUCUGUACUAUCAACAUCGUCAUGACAUCUUGGCGGUCCAAAACUACAUUACGGCGAUAUUAGUCUUUCUGGUAGUGGAAAUGCUCAUUACAUGGGGCUAUUACGAUUUCCAAAACAACGGAGGCUCUGGCGUGGGAUCAAAGGCCUUCCUCAUUGUAGUCGGCAUCCUGAAUGCUGCACGGAACUCUUUCUCAUUCUUCCUCUUGCUCAUUGUAUGCAUGGGAUAUGGUGUCGUCAAGCACACUCUGGGGCGUACCAUGAUAUAUGUUCGAUGGCUCGCGGCUGCUCACUUUGUCUUUGGCCUGGUCUACUCCAUCACCAGUCUUGUUGUCUCACCUGAAAGUGCUGGCCCGUUUGUUCUCCUCAUCGUCCUGCCUCUGGCCGGAACGCUGACAGCAUUUUAUGUGUGGACUCUCAACUCUCUCAACUUGACUCUUAAGGAUCUUCGAGAGCGAAAGCAGCAUGCAAAGGAGGCCAUGUACAGAAAACUUUGGUGGUCGAUUCUUAUCAGCAUCAUUGUCAUCUUUGCCUUUUUCUUCUUCACAAGCUUCACUUUCGCCUCCAUAAAUGACCCCGACUUUGUCCCAAAUCAUUGGAAAUCACGGUGGUUUGUCCUGGAUGGCUGGCUAAACAUUGUCUACUUUGUGGACGUUGCAUUCGUCGCCUACAUAUGGCGCCCUACCGCUAACAAUCGUCGUUUUGCUAUGAGUGAUGAGAUAGCUCAAGAUGACGAUGGAAAUUUCGAGAUUGGUGACAUUGGCGUCCCCGACGAUUGGGAUGAUGAUGAAGAGGCCGAGGCUGGCAAGAAUCAGCCUCACCCACCGCCAGUCACGGGAAUCACGAGUUCUGCUCCGACUCGACCGGACCGUCAUCAGCAGAACUCCACGCGAAGCAUCCCGCGAGAGUCUAUUGAUGGGGAGACUAUUUUUGCUGUAGGAGAGGACGGCGACAGGUUCUCAGAUGAUGGAAGUGACGAAGAGAACGCCAAGCUUGUAAAUAAGCGAUAG